GCUUGCAGCAAAGCAAACGGCUAGUGGUGUAUUGAUUUUUCGCAUAACUGUUUGUUGCUGCAGUGUUUCAGCACAUUUACAUUGGUGAAAUGAUGGAUACGCCCGAGAUUGUGGUUAAAACUGAGAUGGACUUCGACUUCAUUGCCAAUUACACGAGCGAAGGCGACACGCAGAACUCGCACAACUCACAGGUCGAUGCAUGCAACACAAAGGCAGCGUGCUACAGUGCCGGCGUGCAACAUAUUGGCGCACAGUUGGACACAGUGCGUAGUGAACAGGCGGCUUCAGGCGCGGCAAACGUUUGUGAGAGUGAUGACGUUAGUUUAAUGAAGCUGCUGAAGCAGUUCGAUUUGGAGAUAUUAUAUACAACGCUUAAAUUGAAUGACAUCACUUUUCGCAGCUUAAAAUAUCUCACAGCGAACGACAUAGACACUGCCAUACGCCACAUCGGCUAUCGUGCUGAGUUCCGGGAAAAACUCUUCGCAUGGUGCAAAGAAAAGUUUCCGACAGCAGACAAUAGUAGCACAGCGCGGGAAGUCUCCCCUCGGCACACGGCUGCAUCCAUUAAUGCGGCAGUCAAAAAACCACCCACAUCCAUUGUCGCGCCUGCGAUUUCCAUGCAGUCACUGCAACAACUACAAACUGCGGCGAGCGGCUUGCAAGCAAUCCCAGCUAAUAUGGCAACCAAUAAUGCCAUAGCAACACUCACCGUUAUACCGAGCUACACAGCCACUACAACCACCGGCACCACCGCCGCCGCAAUAUCCACCGCAGCAACAACCGGCUCUGCCACCAUUAUCAAACGCAACAGGGCACCAGCUGAGGAUUUUCUAAGCCUGCUCCCAGGCGUAAGCAGCGCCACAGCGCGUAUGGACCAUAAUAUGCCAGCUGUUUUGCUGGAGCCGACAUUAGAUUUACGCGGCGCGUUCAGCUUCAUGCCACAAAAUGCCAAAUCACCUAAACGACACGCAAUGGCAACGAUAACUGCUGCGGCGGCGGGGCCAGUGACAACAACAACGACCGCAUCGACAGUAGCCGCAAUGACGACUAGAGCCGCGAUGAUAAAGACCAUAAAUGCCGAGGAGCAGUUUAUGAUGGCGAGUGGCAGCGGCAGUGGUGGCACCGGUGKUGGCGAUGCAAAUGGCAACAGAGCGGCAAACACAGACAUUGUUAUAGGUGUGGGUGGCGGCGGAAGUUGCAGCAUCGGCGAUGGCUAUGCGCCUAAGGGACCAUUGAUUAUGCAAUGCCCCAAAGUGGAUACCGGUAAGGUAUUGCAAAGCUCGCACAUCGGGCAGCGCAUUAAGCAGUUUUACAACAAAAACGGCUACUUGGAAAAUAGCCAGCGCAAUGAAAUCGUGCGCCUCAUUGUCUCGGAUGUAAUGCGUCAGGGGGAGUCUCUGAGCCCGAAGGAUCUGCGUGCGAUUUUAAGUGACAUCAUAACAAUAUUCCCCAAUGAACAAGCCGCAGCGGAUUACUACUUUAUUUAUCGCGGCGGUAAAGGCAACCCGCUGGGUCGGCUCUAUCAGCGCUACUCCAAUGAGAAUGUCAAGCGUCGCCGCAUGAUACGUCUCAGCGAUGAUGAGGAUUGUACGUUUGACGUUGAUAUGACACAACCGAUGAUCACCGGCAGCAGUUUAAUGGACGAUGAUGACACCAUGUCCACGUAUCCGCAAGACUUGCCCGGCCAUGUGCCACGUGUGGACGAGAUGACGGCGCUGGCCCUGAAACAACUACUGACUACGGACCAUUUUAGCUGGGAGGAAGUGUGUGAUAAAUGGAUUCAGACUUGGGCGCUGCGGCAGAAGGAAUUACAACAGAGCGGUUUGGCUGAACUGCUGACCAACUGGUCAAAGCUGGCCGAUCCACGUGCGGCCGAGUUGUAUAAAAUCGAUUUUCGUCACGUCUAUCCAGAUAAGGAAAACCUACUGGUGUCCAAGUGGGAUGACUACAUGAAGAAGGUGACACCGCAAUUUGAUAAGAAGCUCCACCAUGACGACAUCAAAAAAUUAUACAAGUACUGCAAAAUGGGCAUGGCAAGUAAAGACGAAAAGGACUUCAUUUACGCCGUUGGUUUGACUGCGCUGCUGCCCUGUACGAGCCGCUUCAAGGAUCACUAUGGUAAGUUGAGCAUACGCGCCAAUCUGACUGACAGCAUUGAUGCAUUUGUGAUGCGUCUCAAUACGCUCGAAUCAUACGAAUCACGCUUGGAUCUGUAUAAUCGCAAAUAUGGACCGGUCAAUCGCACCACACACCCUUUUCUGGUGGUAAUUAUGCCCAAUGAAUGCACUAUUUCGAAAAUCUACGUUGCUUUGGAGAAUCACUUCUAUUGCAUGCAAUCAUUCUUGCAAGCGCUCGACUUGUGUUUCAAGAUUUACCACACAUGCAAUCUCAAGUACCCAACGAUGUGUGAGAAUGUGUGGACUUUCAUACAACGGUACUUUUACGAUAUGACCGUACCGUGGGAGGCACGAAAUGCCAAUUUAGUUUCAUUAAUGGUAUCGCUGACCAUGCAAAAUUAAGGGC
Messenger RNA from Bactrocera latifrons, 2523 nucleotides. RefSeq lists its product as uncharacterized. Lineage: Eukaryota; Metazoa; Arthropoda; Insecta; Diptera; Tephritidae. The record is from RefSeq and is a predicted model, not a curated record. Bases 90 to 2519 code for a protein of 809 amino acids. The transcript has 7 exons.